AUGUUCCGUAAUCAGUACGACAGUGAUGUUACAGUCUGGAGUCCACAGGUUUGUUGAGAGAUUUUUUCCUACACAUUCUUGAGGUGUUUUUUCCAGGGGCGUCUUCAUCAAGUCGAAUAUGCUGUUGAAGCAAUGAAACAAGGUUCAGCAACUGUUGGAAUUAAAUCAGAAACUCAUGCAGUUAUUGUUGCAUUGAAGGUAAUUUGAAAAUUCCGGACCCCCUUAUAAACAAUGUUCAAUCUUUCAGAGAGCUCAAAAUGAGUUGUGUUCUCAUCAAAAGAAAAUUUAUGAAAUUGAUACACAUUCUGGAGUGUCAAUUGCUGGUCUUCUUUCUGAUGGUCGAAUCCUCGCCAGAUUCUUACAAACUGAAUGCUCCAGUUGGCGAUGGGAUUACAAAUUGCCAAUCCCAAUGAAGAAAUUGGCUGAAGCUAUGCAAUUGAAAUUACAAGCAAACACUCAAUAUUAUGGCAGACGGCCAUUCGGAGUUGGACUUCUUGUUGCUGGUUAUGAUGUAAGUUUGAUAUUUUAAAACAGCGGGGUUACUUAUUAAACUUAUAGAAAGAUGGAGCUCAUAUUAUUCAAACCGAUCCAUCAGCUGAAGUUGUGAGUAUGUUGGGAACAUCAAUCGGAUCGCGUUCACAAUCAGCUCGAACAUAUUUGGAACGUCAUGUUGAUGAAUUCGAAAAAUCAACUCCAGAACAAUUGAUUGUUCAUGCAUUGCUGGCUCUUCGUGAUACUUUGCCAGCUGAAGAAAAUCUCAGCGCACAGGUAAUCUAAAUUAUUCAUUGGAAAAUUUCGAAACAUUCUUAUUCAGAACACUUCAAUCGGAAUCGUUGGAAAAGAUAUGCCAUUCAAAAUCAUCGAAGAUGAACUCGUUCAAACUCAUCUCGACCAAGUCGCCACCCAUCCAAGAAACAUAACUGCACCAGGAUCUGGCGCAGCUCCAGCAGCCGGAAGACAAUCGCCAGCACCAGGAGGAGCCGGAGCACCAGAACCAAUGCAACAAUAA
Caenorhabditis angaria is the source of this 1009-nucleotide messenger RNA. Lineage: Eukaryota; Metazoa; Nematoda; Chromadorea; Rhabditida; Rhabditidae. The record is from the annotation of a GenBank genome assembly.